GUCGACGUGUAUAUAUCUACGUCACUGGGCGGUCACGCUACGCUAAGCUAGCGAGCCGCGAGAGCUACUGCUAACAGUUUUUGUCGGAUUGCAGAUACAACAAAGGCACAUCUGACUGUAGGACUCUAACAAGGAGGUAUUUAAAUCUGGUGAAAUGAGCCACAAUGACCAGUUUCCCCUUGACUGCAAGGUUUAUGUUGGGAAUCUAGGAAACAAUGGAAACAAGACAGAGCUGGAAACAGCUUUUGGGUACUAUGGCCCUUUGAGAAGUGUCUGGGUCGCCAGGAAUCCCCCAGGCUUUGCUUUUGUAGAGUUUGAAGAUCCCAGAGAUGCAUCUGAUGCUGUGAAAGAACUGGAUGGAAGAAACAUGUGCGGCUGUCGAGUGCGUGUCGAGUUGUCCAAUGGGGAAAGACGUUCAAGGAGUCGUGGCAAUCCUCCAUCCUGGGGUAGACGCCCUCGCGAUGAUUUUAGACGACGUAGUCCUCCAGUCAGACGCAGGAGGAGGAGCCGCAGUCGCAGCAGGUCUCUUUCAAGGGACAGAGGCAGACAACGGUCUCUCUCCAGAGACAAGAAAUGCCAAAGAUCUAUCUCACGGUCAAGGAGUCGUUCCCGGUCUAACGAGAGAAAAUGAAGACCUCAGACUAUGGUUCAUCUGCAGGAUCUUGCUAUGGUUGGGGGAUAUACAAAUUUUUAUAGUCAUGUAUUUCUUUUCUUUAGGGUUGGCCAAGUUACAUAUUGUGUAAUGGCAGUCUGUCUAACAAAGGACUUAAGUCUUUUUCUGCUAAAGCAAAUUUUAUCUUCUCCUGCAUGUUUGAAAUGGAAUACUGGAGUUAGUUUUACAUUACCAACCUGUUUUUUAAACUAUUGAAUUAAAGCUCAUGUGAUGUUUUUAUUUGUUUUUGUUUGCUUUUUUAAAUUGUUGGUUUUAAAUGACUGACUAUAGGUAAAUGUCAGAUGCACCACCAGUAGAAACAUCCUUCAUACCAGUGACAAAAUCAGACUGGCAACAUAUGUUAAAUACUGGUGCUGUUAUUUGCAGGCUGUCCUUAGAGCCAAACAUCUGUAAUUCUGUAUUUUACCUCUGUCACUUUUGCCAAAAAGGCAUUUACUCUGUUCAACUUUGCUUGACUUGAGCUCUGACAGUUUGUGCUGCUGCAGUUAAACAACUUGUUCAAUAAAUGGUUUUCCAAGGUGA
Molecule: messenger RNA, 1195 nt
Organism: Plectropomus leopardus (leopard coralgrouper)
Lineage: Eukaryota; Metazoa; Chordata; Actinopteri; Perciformes; Serranidae
Gene: srsf3a
Product: serine and arginine rich splicing factor 3a
Molecular function (GO): RNA binding
Source: RefSeq, a predicted model, not a curated record